Molecule: messenger RNA, 838 nt
Organism: Dicrocoelium dendriticum
Lineage: Eukaryota; Metazoa; Platyhelminthes; Trematoda; Plagiorchiida; Dicrocoeliidae
Source: the annotation of a GenBank genome assembly
CAGUCCCCCAGGUCUUUCACGACUUGCAUGCUCAUUGAGCACGGAAAUCUUUGGAAUUCUUAACCGGACGCACAUUACUCCUCACUCAUGCUUUUUUUCUCAUUUUUUAAGACGCUUGUUGGGAAGGAUGUUCUUAUCGAGCUGAAAAAUGAUUUAUGCAUUUGUGGCACACUGCAUUCGGUCGACCAAUAUCACAAUUUCAGACUUAUGGACAUUAGUGUCACGGAUCCCGAAAAGCAUCCACACAUGUUAUCGGUAAAAAAUUGUUUCAUCCGUGGUUCUAUCGUUCGGUACGUCCAACUGCCGGCGGAUGAAUGUGAUACAGUUGAACUGCAGAAUGCGUCCAGAAAAGAAGCCACUCUCGGGAAGCAGGCAGCUCAGUGAUUCUACGUGUUCUAUCCACCGGUGUACAGCGUAAUCGAUCUUACGGUAUACGAUGCUCUGUUUGCCAUUUUAUUGAUCGUACUGGCGACAUUUUCACUUACAUUCUUAUGCAUUCAUUUCCGGUUUUUGACUCUUCUGAGGAUACUCAGCCGGCCGCUCUUUGAGAGAAUUCUGUCUACUAUGCGCCUUAUCAACACAGUCCGAUUCGUGUCUAACGCGCGUCCAGAGCUCCUCGAAAGUUGGUCUCAAUGAAACAGCUUUUGGUAACACCGCAGUUCCCACAUUUGCGUACUCUAGUUCAAUUCUGUUUUUUGCCUUAGACCUCUACCUAACAAAUAUCCUGCUUCCUGCACCCGCAUGCAAGCCAAAGCCUCCGGUACUUCAACCUUUCUCCUGCUUCUGCAAAGGUGUGUAGAAAGAACAAAAACAAUCUAUGUGUGUUAAAUCUGCCUCA